AUGUUGAAACCUUUGUGCGAACCUUCAGGCAAAAUGGCUGAUGACUGGGCUAUACAAGUUGAACAGGAAGGUGUGGCUGAAGUCCCCACGAUGGAAAUGCCAGAGGUGAAAUUGUUCGGAAAAUGGUCGCUGCAAGACGUGAAUGUAUCCGACAUCACCCUUGUCGACUACAUCGCUGUUAAGGACAAGUGCGCUAAGUAUCUCCCUCACUCAGCUGGACGUUACCAGGUCAUGCGGUUCCGCAAGGCUGGAUGUCCAAUUGUUGAGCGUUUGUGCAACUCUAUGAUGAUGCACGGACGUAACAACGGAAAGAAGCUGAUGACCGUACGAAUUGUGAAGCACGCUUUUGAAAUUAUCCACUUGCUUACCGGAGAGAAUCCAGUACAAGUGCUCGUAAACGCAGUAAUUAACAGUGGUCCUCGGGAAGACUCCACCCGUAUUGGACGCGCCGGUACCGUCCGGCGACAAGCUGUUGAUGUGGCUCCUUUACGACGUGUCAACCAGGCUAUCUGGUUAUUAUGCACUGGAGCACGUGAAGCUGCUUUCCGAAAUAUCAAGACGAUCGCUGAGUGUCUCGCUGAUGAGCUCAUCAAUGCUGCCAAAGGUUCUUCGAACAGUUAUGCCAUCAAGAAGAAGGACGAACUCGAACGGGAUUUAUUAUGUCAUUUGGAUACAACUAAUCAUAUGAAUGCUUCACUAAUAAGAUUUGUCGCAGCAGCAUUGCAAGAAGAAGUAAAGCUUUAG
Molecule: messenger RNA, 744 nt
Organism: Strongylus vulgaris
Lineage: Eukaryota; Metazoa; Nematoda; Chromadorea; Rhabditida; Strongylidae
Source: the annotation of a GenBank genome assembly